Messenger RNA from Paramecium tetraurelia, 1681 nucleotides. RefSeq lists its product as uncharacterized. The transcript has 7 exons. Gene Ontology annotation, cellular component: cytoplasm; plasma membrane. Lineage: Eukaryota; Ciliophora; Oligohymenophorea; Peniculida; Parameciidae. The record is from RefSeq and is a predicted model, not a curated record.
AUGAAUCAAACAUAGAAAUUGGCAUAUUAUCCAAAUUUACUUGGUCAAUCGGAGAGGGUAAUCUAAUAAAACAUAGAAAGUAAAAGGGGUUUGGAGGAGUACUUGGGUAUUUUACAAGAAAGAGCAAACAUUGAGGAUCAAUAUGCCAAAUCAUUAUACAAACUCUCCUAAUAAAUUGAGAAGUCAAGCAUAACCUAUUUGAGAGAAUAGUUGGUGAAUUAAUUAAGAUAAAAAAUAGAAAGAUUAGAGAAUUUCGUAGAUUUGAUUAGAUCGGAAAUAAUUGAAUAAGUGAAAGAAAUUGUGUAGAAUCAAAAUCAAGUUUCGAAAAGGAUUAUUGACGAAAUGAAAGGCCUGGAAUGGGACUUAUAAGAUAAAUAGGACGAGGUAAUGGGAGGAAAAUUGGACUAUAAAUUGCAGGCAAAGGAUUUAGAAUAAUCAGGAAUUUCAGAUAUGAUUUUUCAAUAUAGUCAUGAUAUUUCAGAGGACAAGGCAUUGAAGCAAGUGUAAAAAACUUAGCAAAUCGAAUAGGAAUGCACCAAAUUGGAAAGAGAAUUCGAAAUUAUUGUGCUUUCCUAUAAUGAAUUCAUCGAUGUUUAUAAAACCAAAAUGGAAAGCUAUUUGUCUUAGAUGGAAUAAUAUGAAUAGUAAAGGCUACUUGUACAAAAAGACACCCUGAUGAAACUCUUUUUAUUUGAGUCUUCCAUUUCAAAGUAAUCCUUAUAAGACUCCGAAAAAUUGAAUGAUCAAAUCAGAAAAUCGAAUAUUUAAGAUUUCAUUGAAAAUUUUAUUCUGAAAUUUCAAAAACCCUAAGAAGCCCCUAGACAACUUGAAUUCAAACCAUAUUCCUCCUUCUUAACUAAGACAAUAGAGAGCAUGAGGAGCCAAGAGUAUCAAAAACUCAAGGAUAUCAUCAAGGCUCAUAAUGAUACAUUUUACAAUAUCUAUGAAGACUGUGUUAAGAAGCAUAACUUAUAAACAAUAGAAGAGCAAGAAUUAGCUCAUUUGAUGAGUCGUAACAAUGUUUAGGCCAUUUACAAGAUUAUGUAAAUUCAUAUUAAUUGUGUUUGGAAUGCAAAUGAAAUACCAAAUAAUUAGACUAUCGUUGGGUUGCUCAGAUAGAGUUCUUUGAAUAGAUUGCUUUGGUGUUAGGCCUUAGAAAUAUAGGCGAAUAAAAAUAAUUACAAGGUUCCCUCUAAUGAUGCAUAUGAUCAAAUCGUUAAGUGGAGUUAAAAGAUCAUUAGCUUAUGCUUAGAAUUCUGGGAUGCAUCGCCUUUGAGAAAGUUAAUAACUGUCAGUUCAAUAAUCAAUGUUGCAGUUCAGAAUAAGAAACAUUUUUUGAUGUAUAACAUCAAGGAGAACAAAGUUUUGUAAAGUGCAGACUUUCUGGAAGCCUCUGUUGUUUAAGCGGUUUAUGAUGCUUUGGUUGAAGAAAUAAAGGAGGUCACUACUUUAGAAGAGAGAAUCAGAAGAUAAAAAAUAAAUAUCUUGACUCAGUUGUCGAAGAUAUGCUUUACAUUAUUAUAGUUCAAUCCGAUUAGUGUAAUUAAAAUGUAUGCAGAGAACUAUUUGAGGAUGUUGUCUGUUGCUCAUGAUGCUAGCGACAACUUAUUAUUUUAGAUUGAGAGUUUUGAAUAAUUUUGAAAUAAAUUUAUGAAAUAAAUAAAAUUUAUCAGUAAAUGCA